Sphaeramia orbicularis (orbiculate cardinalfish) is the source of this 4627-nucleotide messenger RNA. RefSeq names its product v-ets avian erythroblastosis virus E26 oncogene homolog 1 (gene ets1). The record is from RefSeq and is a predicted model, not a curated record. The transcript is spliced from 10 exons. Bases 156 to 1613 code for a protein of 485 amino acids. Gene Ontology annotation, molecular function: DNA-binding transcription factor activity, RNA polymerase II-specific; sequence-specific DNA binding. Lineage: Eukaryota; Metazoa; Chordata; Actinopteri; Kurtiformes; Apogonidae. Gene Ontology annotation, biological process: regulation of transcription by RNA polymerase II; cell differentiation. Gene Ontology annotation, cellular component: nucleus.
GGGAGGGACUAAAAGUGUGCAUAAUAUUCCUUCCUCUGUGGGACUCGCUGUGAGCAGGUACAGCAUCUGUGCAGUCCACCGCUCAGCUGUCAUACUCAGCUGCCCAGCGCUUCCAGUCUGCAGGAAACUUCUCACACACACACGUCGCGUCCGUGAUGAGUUACUACAUGGAUCCAGUUUCUUCCUACCCAGCCCUUCACCCCUGUGACCGUCUGGGUGCAAUGAGGCAGAGUGGAGGCGUGGCAGCCGGCCCUCAGACACAGCUCCCAGGUGUGGUUCACCCUCAGCAGCAGUACUACCCAUCACAGCCCCUUUACCCACAGGACAUUCCCCUGCAGGAGGUCCCCAACGGACAUGACCUGUCCCCUACAGAUCCAGAGUGUGGAGAUGUCCCACUGCUAACUCCAGGAAGUAAAGAGAUGAUGUCCCAGGCUCUGAAAGCCACCUUCAGUGGCUUUACCAAAGAACAACAGCGACUGGGUAUUCCUAAAGAUCCCAGACAGUGGACAGAAAACCACGUGGCAGAGUGGCUGACAUGGACAGUGAACGAGUUCAGCCUGAAGAAUGUUGAAUUUGACAAAUUUUGCAUGAAUGGAGCCAACCUGUGUGCGAUGGGAAAGGAACGUUUCCUUGAUUUAGCGCCUGACUUUGUGGGUGACAUCCUUUGGGAACAUCUAGAGAUGCUUCAGAAAGAGGAUACAAAGCAUUACCCCAUCAAUGGACUGACCUCCAACUUCCAGGAAUCCCGUUAUACCUCAGACUACUUUGUCAGCUAUGGUGUUGAGCAUGCUCAGUGUGUCCCUCCUUCUGAAUACUCAGAGCCCGGCUUCAUCACAGAGUCCUACCAGACGCUUCACCCCAUCAGCUCAGAGGAAUUGCUGACGCUCAAGUAUGAGAGUGAAUACCCUGCUGUCAUCCUGCGGGACACGCCCCUCAAUCCCCUGCAGGGGGACUACUUCUCUGUAAAGCAGGAGGUGGUAUCCCCUGACAACAUGUGUGUGGGACGCCUCAGCAGAGGUAAACUCGGUGGUCAGGACUCCUUUGAAAGCAUCGAAAGCUUUGAAAGUUGUGACCGACUGACCCAGUCAUGGAGCAGCCAGUCUUCAUUCAGCAGCCUGCAGCGAGUACCAUCUUACGACAGUUUUGACUCAGAAGACUACCCCACGGCUUUGCAUGGCCACAAACCCAAGGGUACCUUCAAAGACUAUGUGAGGGAGCGUUCAGACCUCAGCAAGGACAAACCCGUCAUUCCAGCAGCAGCGCUAGCAGGAUACACAGGCAGCGGCCCCAUCCAGCUGUGGCAGUUUCUUCUGGAGCUGCUGACCGACAAGUCUUGCCAGUCCUUCAUCAGCUGGACAGGCGACGGCUGGGAAUUCAAGCUCUCCGACCCUGAUGAGGUUGCUCGAAGGUGGGGAAAGAGGAAAAACAAGCCCAAGAUGAACUAUGAGAAGCUUAGCCGUGGCUUACGCUAUUACUACGACAAGAAUAUUAUCCACAAGACAUCGGGAAAACGCUACGUCUACCGUUUUGUCUGUGACUUAAAAAGCCUGCUGGGGUACACCCCGGAGGAGCUGCAUGCAAUGUUGGACGUAAAGCCAGACACGGAUGAGUGAAAUCAGAGUUUUAAAAGGAAGUGAAGACAAAAGUUAAGGAGCCACGUGGACUGGGGCUCAUAAAGUGGUCUUAACUGUUUGAUAAAGUUGUUAAACUGUUUUUUUGGGGACCAAAAUGUUUUUAAUGACUAACUGUGGUCUUUGUCCUCUUUGAGCUCUUGUCUCUCAGACCUUGUUUUAAAAGAAGGCACAAGCCAAAAGUGUGUAUGCAUAACCCUGUUGCAUUUGAGAUGUGUGUACACGUGCGUGUGAGCGAGUGUAUGUGUGAUAUACAGUAUACCGGUAUUAUUUUGCAGCUCAAGGCAGAUGGAGCAGUAUCGAGUAGAGGUCGGGUUCUGUUUUUGCCUGAGUAGCACAGUGAUGAAACAUGAGGGUGGAGACAAAAAGUGUAGAAAAGCGCGAGAGAAAAUUCAAAUAAUUCAUGUCAUUUCAUUUAAAGUAGCAGAGAGCAGACGGAAAGUUUCCACUAAGAACGGUUGCCAAAGUGUAUAAGUGGGACUGAAGUAUAAUGUCAUAUUUGCAUACAGUAUAUGCUCCAUUUUUCUGUUUGACAAGGAGAGUGUUUUCAGCUUGGACCAAAAAAAGUGUCUCUUAUAAUCUGUUGUUCGAUGAUCAUAUGCUUGUGCCAGUAUCAUAUUAUUGAUGUUGAGAACACCCACCUACCAGGCAUAUAUUGGAAAGUGUAAUUUAGUUAUCGUGCAUAUGUUGUCAAUGAAGGUAUCGCAGUGGAACCAAACCCCAGAAGCCAAGUUUAACAGUUCAGGUUCGUCAAAGCCUUUAACUGAAAUGUGCUGAUUUGUUAUCAGACAACACUAUAGGCACUGGCCCUGUGCUGGUAGGGUUUGAGGACCGAAUGAGAUUACUCAUAGCAAGAGUGUCUGAUAGACAACUGAAAGUAGCCGUUGCGUUUGAAACUGACUUUUUCACCGUCGUGUACAUGUUUGUCAUCUUGUUAGAGACACGUAUUAUGACUGAAACUUAUGCAUUUUUGCAUAUACCAUCAGUAUUAGCAAACUGUAGACAAUCUAUGUGGGGAAAUUCAGGAGUCUUUGGUAAAAGUUGUUUAAUAUGCAGAUUAGAUGUAUAAUUUGUCAGUUCACUGUCCAUGUUAGUCUUGCUUUUGAAAUGUUUAGUCUUUUAUCUGUACAAUAAAAUCACAGGAUGAGGAGUGAUUAAAGAAAUCCUAAGAAUGUUGAAUAUGUAUUAAAUGCAGUACAUUUUUGGUCGUUAAGUGGUUUGCAGUAUAUUGUGAAGGUACAGUUUAUGGAAGAGAGACUGGCAGAGGAAAAAUGUUGACUAGAGAGAAGGAGAGGCUGUGAAGGGGAGAGAUGGAGCGACUCAAAGAGAGCUGUGGAAUGGUGAUGAGGUCUGAUAAAGAACGACAGAAACGAUGCAAGUUGGCAUUGCUCGGAAGGUUGGAUUGCAUGGGUUGUAUGCUGAGGAUGAUCGUCAAAGCGGAAUGCGGCUUUCGGCUGAAACAUUGUCACAAACAUUAGCAUUUAAUUUUGUCCGUAUGUUACUUAUCUAUGGACAAGACGAUAUCGACUUCAUAGUAAGCAAUCCAUCUACCAUUCCACAUCGAGUAGAGUUGUGGAAUUUGCUCAGAAUACACAGAUAAAGAUUCACUGGUUAGUAUUAAACAAAUUGGCAGCAGCAUCAUCCCAACAGUGGGAAUAAUGACUGUACACUGGCCUUAUGGGAAAUGCCAAAGUUGAAUAUCAUCUUAGAAUAUAAUGUUAUUGUUUACAGUGGCUGAAUGUUACCCAUAUAGAUGAAAAUAGCUUUUGAGAUGUCUGUUUGUACAGAUUGUAUUUCAUAAAGCUUUAUUGAGACCCAGAUUACACAAAUAAGCAAGACACAAAGCAGGAAUAAUAACCAAAGCCCAUGUGAGGUCUUUGACCAGGGUGCUUUGUGUGUCUUCCACUACGACUGGAAGAUAAGGAGCAGACAUUUCUCAUAUGUUUGGAAGAAGUUGACUUUGUGUUUUUAGUUUUGUUCAUAUUUUGUAAAGCACACAGCGUUAGGAUGAGAAAAAUGCCUUUGUGUGUCUGGGUUCCCGCUGAAAAGUGAUACUGUAACUGUUCAGUGUUUAAUUGGUUUCAAGCUUGUACAUCAUUAUCUAGUACUGACUCACAAACUCUCAUCCACGUUUCCAUCCAAAGCAGAGAAUACGAUCUUCAACAGAUCAGUUAGUAUUAAGCCUCACUGUACUUUAAUUCUUAAAUGUGUGAUUCAAGUUUCCAAACACUGUUUUUUUGGGGGUUUUUUUUGGCUUUCUGAUGUCAAUGUUGUGUGUAAGAAAGAGCUUUACCAAUUUUUAAACAUACAUGUAAUGUUAUUAAUGCCAUGGAGGAAAAAAAAGAAAACAUUUUCAGCACAAGGUCAUGAUGUUCUUAUGGUUGGCUUCAUAAGAUUAAUGUGUAAGUAAACAUUCUGUUACCAUAAAUGUUAUAUUUUAAAAUAAUUUUGUCAGGAAAAUAGAUUAUUGUCAAAUGUCACAAUUUACAAUCUACUGCAGGUUUUAUGUAUUAAUGAGCCUUCGUUAGGCAGGUGUAUUGAUACCAAUAGUUUGUGGCAUAUGCAUAUCUCAGAAUGGAUCCAGAAGGAAAACGUUAUUGUUUUAGAUGUUGUUUUUUUUGUAUAUUUUAUAGUGUCUCUGUAUUUUUGUUAUGAGAUCAUUUUUAUUGUAUUUAGUUCACAAACAUUUGAAUAUUUUUCAAUAAUUUAUAUUUUAUAAAAGACGAGAUGCAGACAGCUGGUGCUUUCAUGGGGAUUUAAAGGUAGCGCAGGACAAAGUAAUGUAGCGAUAUUUUUUUGUUGUCGUUUUUUUUUUUUUUGUUUUUUUUAAUUCUUUUUUAUAUAGAAAAUAAACCUGUCUGCUAGAGGAAAAAAAAAGGCUGAUGCUGGCCCAUCAAUGAUUUCUGCUGGAAAGGUUUUAUAAACUGUAGCUUCUAUUUCUAAAAUGUACUUAAUGUACUUCAAAUGUUAUGAAAUAUAUGUGAACAAAGAUUUCA